AUGGUUCCAAAAAAUAUAUUGUUCAUUUUCGUUAUUCUUUUUCACCUUAUUGGAUAUUUAAAGAAUGAGAAUAAAUGUUUCUGUCAAUUUACUGAUCAACCAGAAGGGGAACAUGAAGAUGAACACAUGGACGAUCCUUCUCCCACAAUAUUAGAAAAACAAGCAGCUCCUGAACCUAAAGCUGAUGAUGGUAAUAUAAAUAAUAAUAAUAAUAAUAAUGGAAAUUUUGAUUUUUUCAAUAAUUAUAACUUUAAUGGUGGAGAUGAUGAUGAUGACGAUGACGACGACGAUGAUGAUGAUGAAUCCAUAGAUACAACAAAUAAUGAUAAUGAUGAUAAUGAUGAUGAUGAUGACGAUGAUGAUGAUGAUGAUGAUGACGACGAUGAUGAUGACGAUGAUGAUGAAGAUGAAAUAAAUAAGCGUAAACCAGGAAAUAAAAAAAAGAAACCAAGAAAAAAGAAACCAAUUCAUUUUUAA
Plasmodium falciparum 3D7 is the source of this 477-nucleotide messenger RNA. NCBI's taxonomy places the organism in Eukaryota, Apicomplexa, Aconoidasida, Haemosporida, Plasmodiidae. The record is from RefSeq and is a predicted model, not a curated record.